AUGGCUUUUAAACUGUUAGUAAUAGGUUUGAUACAGAUGGCAGUGGCGUCUCAGGCUGCAACUCUACAGGACCUUAUGGUGGCAGACGAUACGAUGUCUCUAGGCUCAUAUAUCAGGCCUGCUAGGUCCCCUGCGCCGGAAGAUUAUCAUAAAUCUUACGAGAACGAAGGAGAUGGUGAAAUCGGGUACUCGCGAAAGAAAACUGGAGGUGGCAAAAAGGGUUACCAGCAUUUUGACUCUUAUCACAAGAAGGCUGGAGACAAUUUCGAGUUUCAGAAACAGGAUUCCUUUGGACAUGACGACGACGGUCAUGCAGGAGCUCACAGCCACCAAAACGAGAAGAAAGUUGAAGCUUAUCGUGAACCAGAAAGUGACGAAGAAGAACGUGAACCAGAACGUGACGAAGAAGAACGUGAACACCAGGAAAACCCAAAGAAAAAAGAUCACGAGAAGUUAAGAGAAGGUCCUAGUAAUGAAGAAGUGGAUGUUGCCGGAUAUGAUAAGGCAGAUUACAGUUUACCAGAAAAGUAUACUUAUGGUACUGGAGAGGAAUAUAACUUUAAGUAA
Pieris macdunnoughi is the source of this 567-nucleotide messenger RNA. Lineage: Eukaryota; Metazoa; Arthropoda; Insecta; Lepidoptera; Pieridae. The record is from the annotation of a GenBank genome assembly.